AUGCAAGAAUAUAAUUUGGGAAACCAUACAGUUCAAAAUCCCUUGGAGCCAUCUACUAUCUCUUUACCUUCCUUACAAGAUAAUCAUACCCCUAUAGAAAACAUACCAAUACUUCCUUUACUUGAAAAGGAUUCAAAUCCAUCAAGUGACUUUUUAAAUACAUUGAAUGAAAUCAUAAAGUAUCAUCAACAUCAACAUCAUGGCUUUUUUAUACCCACUAUAGACGUAAUUACAGUCCAAAGCUAUCUUAAACCAAUUCAGUUAUGGUGUCCAAUCUUAAACGAAUCAGUCAUGUCCUCCUUUUUAACUCAGUUCAAACUUGAAUCCCAUUUGUCAUUACUAUAUCAAUACUUCUUAUUUGGUAAUGGUACAUUUGUGAAUGGGCUCAAGACGACUCUAUUUAGUAAACAAGAAGGAAAAAUUGGAUUAGACUUUAUGGGUGAUUGUUGGCCACCCAGAGCAUCUGAUCUUCAUUUAGCUUUAAGAGAUUUAUUAUUAGAGAAUGAAAUAGAAGAAGAAAAUUUAAUUACAUUUCAUCUAAGUAAGACGACGAAAGAAAGCCCUUGGGUGAAUCCACGAGCUGUAGAAGCACUUGAUUUCUUACAAUUAAAUUAUAAUGCUAGUUAUCCUUUAAAUAUAGUUAUCACGCCUCAUGUACUAGAUAAAUACAAUCGUAUAUUUAGAUUUUUAUUAAGAUUAUUAAGAGUUACGACAGUUCUAAAACGUAGCUUUGAACGAUUAAAGAAUCUAAUUUGGUUUCGAUCUGAAACACGAGAUAGAAUAUACCGAUAUCGAUUUCAAAUGGAUCAAUUCAUGACUGCCUUUCAAGGCUAUAUUCAAACUACAGCUAUUGAUAAUACAUGGAAAUUAUUUUUACGACAUAUUCAAGAAAAUGAUAGGAAUGAUUAUUUAUCUGUCAUUAUGGAGCCUCAUUCAUUUCGAGACUAUCAUGAACAUAUCCUAGAUCGUAUCCUUUAUCAAUGUUUUUUAAAACAAAGUCAGAUACGAAUCUUACACGAAUUAUUACCUGUAUUCAACUCCAUUAUUUCCUUUAGUCUUGUUCUUGAUGAUUAUAGCCCAACUACAAUUGAACAAGAAAAUAAGCUGAACACGACUUGUCGACAUGCAUUUGAACGAUAUCAACAUUAUUCACGUGUCUUUAUAAAUGCUUUAAUUCAAGUCGAUUCAAAAGGAUCAGGAAGUUUAAGAAACAUUUUAAAUAGUACACGUAUAAGUAUUUUUAAUGAUUUAUAUGCUAAACAUGAAGCAAAAUAUGGAUUAGAUAGCUUUGUUAAAGAUUUAUUAACUCGACUUGAUGGAAAAUAA
Messenger RNA from Cokeromyces recurvatus, 1326 nucleotides. Its product is annotated as Spc98 family-domain-containing protein. The record is from RefSeq and is a predicted model, not a curated record. Gene Ontology annotation, cellular component: equatorial microtubule organizing center; gamma-tubulin complex; centrosome. NCBI's taxonomy places the organism in Eukaryota, Fungi, Mucoromycota, Mucoromycetes, Mucorales, Mucoraceae. The transcript has 2 exons. Gene Ontology annotation, biological process: spindle assembly; mitotic cell cycle; cytoplasmic microtubule organization. Bases 1 to 1326 code for a protein of 441 amino acids. Gene Ontology annotation, molecular function: microtubule minus-end binding; gamma-tubulin binding.